This is a messenger RNA of Ochlerotatus camptorhynchus, 2343 nucleotides long. RefSeq lists its product as uncharacterized. The transcript is spliced from 5 exons. The record is from RefSeq and is a predicted model, not a curated record. NCBI's taxonomy places the organism in Eukaryota, Metazoa, Arthropoda, Insecta, Diptera, Culicidae. The coding region runs from base 1 to 2343 and encodes 780 amino acids.
AUGGAAACGUUGCAUAAGCUCUACGGAAGGCCAGAGAUACUGAUAAGUUCUCUUCUGAAGAAGGUGAGGAACGCUCCGCCACCGAAAUCAGCAAGCGCAUUUAUCAAUCCGAUGCUGCUACAGGAGUUGAUCGAUAAAUUACCCACCUCGCUGAAGAUGCAGUGGGGAUCCUUCAAGCAGGCGUUCGUUCACGUCAACCUGGCGACGUUCAACAACUUCAUGUCGGGACUGGGGCUUCCCGUGGCCAGCUAUAUCAACGCCAAACCGGGCAUGAUCAUCGGACUUGAGCACGUACGGUUGCUGACUAGUCUGAAGAAUCGUGAAGGCAAUAGCAGAGAACCAGUAGCAACCAAAACACGAUUGGGAUGGUGCGUGUAUGGGAGGAACAACGGAAGCGAAGGUUCAAUUGAACAGCUGAACGUCCAUUCCUGCGAGGAGAUGAGUAACAGCGAUCUACACGAUUCAAUGCGAAAGUUCUUCGCCGUUGAGGAUGCCGUUUUGACGAAGCAGCUUGAAUCCGAGGAGGACAAACGAGCACGCAGUAUCCUAGAAGCAACAACGCUUUCAAAUGGCGAAAAGCAGGUUGAGAGGUUUGGAGAAACGGUUGCAAAAGAUCCAGAGCUGCGCAGAAGAGUGAACGAGCAAAUCGAGAGCUAUGAACAGAAGCAGUACGUCUGUAAGGUGUCGUCGGAAGAGCUGGAGAAAACGAACCCUGAGCGAGUCUGGUUCCUUCCGUUAGGGGUGGUAACGAACCCCAAGAAACCGAACAAAAUCAGAAUGGUGUGCGAUGCUGCUGCAAAGGUCGGUGGUGUUUCAUUCAACGACAUGCUGCUAAAGGGUCCGGAUCUUCUCGUAUCACUCGUGGAAGUUUUGCUACGAUUCAGGGAAGGCAAGAUUGCGGUGUGCUCCGAUAUCCGUGAAAUGUUCCUGAGAAUCCUGUUAAGGGAGGCAGACAAGUGGUCGCUGUGCUUCUUAUGGCGUAGCAGUCCAGAGGAUGAAGUGCAGGUCUACGUAAUCAACGUAGCGAUGUUUGGGGCAACCAGCUCUCCGUGCACGGCGCAGUUCGUUAAGAACAAAAACGCUCUCGACUACGCGGAACUAUAUCCCAGAGCAGUAGACGCGAUCAUCAACAAUCACUACGUGGAUGACUUCCUCGACAGUGUCAACUCGGUGGAGGAAGCAAUCUGGCGAACGGGUACCAACUGGGACGAGCCCAUAGAAGAGCAGCUACACGAUCUAUGGAAUAGAUGGAUCGAACUAUACGAGACAAUCAAUGAAGUGGAAGUUCCUCGUUACUUUUUCGGAAAUCUUCUGCCGGAGGAAGUUGACGAAAUAGAAAUCCACGUGUUCACGGAUGCUAGUGUCACAGCAUGUGCAUGCGUAGUAUACUUGCGAUUGUCGGUCAACGGAGGUAGCUGGUGUUCGUUGGUAGCAGCAAAGACUAAAGUCGCACCACUUCGAGCGCUCUCAAUUCCUCGCCUGGAACUUCAGGCUGCCAUGAUGGGCUCACGUUUGCUGCAAACCGUUUGUUCGGCGCUCACUCUCAACAUUCGGAAGCGUUUUCUAUGGACGGACUCAGCUACUGUUCUGGCGUGGCUUCGAUCGGACAGCCGCCGAUACCAUCAGUUCGUAUCUUUUUGGGUUGGUGAAAUUCUUUCGCUCACGAAUGUGGAUGAAUGGCAUUACGUACCCUCAAAACUCAACGUGGCUGACGAUGCCACGAAGUGGAACUCGGGGCCAUCGUUCGAUCCAGAUAACCGUUGGUUUCAAGGCCCACAAUUCCUACGAGAUACAAAAGAGCAGUUGCCAAGAGAAUCAGCAGUAGUAGUGGCCGAAACGGAUGCGGCAAGUGAAAAACUUCGUAUGGUAGCCGUACAUCAAACGGCUGACGAGGUAGUUGUAGUUGAACGCUUUUCGAGAUGGAGUCGUCUAGUCCGAACGAUGGCCAACGUUCACCGUGCGGUAAGAAUCUGGAAGCAAACUAUGUACGGAGAAAGUCGACGGCCAGGCCUCGAUCGAGAUGAUUUCGUGAAAGCAAAGGAGACACUUUGGCGCCAGGCUCAAGCGCAUGCGUAUUCGGAGGAGGUUCACGAGCUAACAAAUGGUCACAGCGUUGGAAAACGAAAUUCACUGCACUCGCUGGUUCCAUUUUUGGAUGAAUACGGAGUCGUUCGGGUAGGAGGUCGAAUCGGAUGCGCACCGCACAUUCCAUACGCGGCGAAACAUCCCGUUGUGCUGCCAAGAGAUCAUCGUAUCACUUUCCUUUUGGUGGAUUCUUUUCACCAAUGGUUCCUGCACGCUAACGGGGAAACAGUCUGUAAUGAACUACGGCAGGAGUUCUAA